CUAUCAUCCUUUAUCCACAUGCACUUCCUCCUCUUCGGUUUUCUUUCACUCAAACCUUGUAAGAAAACACCCAAAUAAACCAAGUGAGAAAUUCAAAGAAUCGAAUUUGUCAAGCAAAGCUAUAAUAGCAACAAACUUAUUUAGCAUAUACACAAUUAAAAAAAAAAAAAAACCAUGCAAGGUGAAGAUAAUCCGGUCGGUUUAAUCCCUCAACUCUACUCUGGUAUAUACAAUCAAAUGGCUCCGCAACAAGGAGAUCCUCCAAAACGACGUCGGAGGAGAAAGAACAAAGGUGAUGGGAGCAGUUUGGCUGCUAAGAAGAGGAAGCUUAGUGAAGAGCAAGUGAAUAUGUUGGAGAUGAGCUUUGGUUGUGAGCACAAACUCGAGUCCGAACGAAAGGAUCGGCUUGCUUCGGAGCUGAAUUUGGAUCCGAGGCAAGUUGCGGUUUGGUUCCAAAACCGAAGGGCUCGAUGGAAGAACAAGAAGCUCGAACAUGAAUACUCCAAGUUGAAAAAUGAACAUGAGAAGACUAUUGUAGAGAAGUGUCGUCUUGAAACUGAGGUGUUAAGCCUUAAAGAGCAAUUAAGUAACGCGCAAAAGGAAAUGCAAAAACUAGUAGAUAGGUCAUCAACUUCAUCAUCGGCUAUAUCAAGCAACAGUCCUAGCUCCUCUUUAACAAUGGAUCAACAUCCUAAUGUGGUCGACCCUCAACUUCUUGAGGAACAAAUUGGAAUAGGAGGAUGUUUCGACAGUAUGUUUUAUGUCCCAGAUACUAACUAUGGCGCUAGCAUGGAUUGGGCUGCUGGUCUCUAUAUGUGAAUUGAGUUUAAUUAAGUAGAAUAAUUAGGGAGGAGUUGGAUAUAUAUAAAUUAAUUAUCUAUAAAUUGUAAAUUAUAUUUAUUAUUAUAUUCACUAAUCUAAUUGUAAUAUUUUGCUUUUUAGGGCAUGUUAUGUUCAAACUAUGUAAUGGGAGUUUAUCUUAAUAUAUUAAGUAGCGUUUCCCUCAA
Messenger RNA from Chenopodium quinoa (quinoa), 1007 nucleotides. Its product is annotated as homeobox-leucine zipper protein ATHB-40-like. Gene Ontology annotation, molecular function: DNA-binding transcription factor activity, RNA polymerase II-specific; sequence-specific DNA binding. Gene Ontology annotation, cellular component: nucleus. The transcript is spliced from 3 exons. The record is from RefSeq and is a predicted model, not a curated record. The coding region runs from base 175 to 819 and encodes 214 amino acids. Gene Ontology annotation, biological process: positive regulation of DNA-templated transcription. NCBI's taxonomy places the organism in Eukaryota, Viridiplantae, Streptophyta, Magnoliopsida, Caryophyllales, Amaranthaceae.